This is a messenger RNA of Epinephelus moara (kelp grouper), 2069 nucleotides long. It is a transcript of the gene calua, whose product is annotated as calumenin a. Lineage: Eukaryota; Metazoa; Chordata; Actinopteri; Perciformes; Serranidae. The transcript is spliced from 7 exons. The record is from RefSeq and is a predicted model, not a curated record. Gene Ontology annotation, cellular component: endoplasmic reticulum. Gene Ontology annotation, molecular function: calcium ion binding. The coding region runs from base 152 to 1099 and encodes 315 amino acids.
UCCGGAUUGGCUGCGGCAGGACGGAAGCGGCGGAGCGGGUCCGGAGUGUGAAAUGAUCGGAGACAAGAAAAGAGACGGACGGUAAAAAGACACGAACAGAGUCCAGGUGAGACGGACAGGUGCACGAGCUCCACACCAACAGUCUGUCAGGAUGAUCCGUCCGUUGCUGAUGUGUUUCGUCCUCUGCGUCGUCUCCGGCAGCAGUAAACCAACAGAGAAGAAGAGUCGUGUUCAUGAGGAAGAACCCCUCAGCCACCUCGAACAUGACGACCACAAAAACUAUGACUACGACCAUGAAGCCUUUCUGGGUCAGGACGAGGCCAAAACCUUCGACCAACUCCCACCAGAGGAGAGCAAACGCAGGCUCGGCAUCAUCGUGGACAAAAUCGACACCAACAAAGACGGAUUCAUUUCUGAGGACGAGCUGAAGAACUGGAUCAAACUGGCUCAGAAGAGACACGUGUUGGACAGCAUGGAGCAUCAGUGGAAAGACUUCGACAUGAACGACGACGGUCUGAUCAGCUGGGACGAGUACAAGAACGUCACAUACGGCAGUUACCUGGAGGACCCUAAGACGGACACAGAGUACAACUACACUCACAUGAUGGCGAGGGACGAGAGACGUUUCAAAGUGGCAGACAGAAAUGGAGACAUGAUCGCAGACAAGCAGGAGUUCACAGCUUUUCUUCAUCCUGAGGAUCACGAUCACAUGAAGGACAUCGUGGUGCAGGAAACGAUGGAAGACAUCGACAAGAACGGCGACGGUUUCAUCGACCUGAAGGAGUACAUCGGAGACAUGUACGCUGCUGUGAAAGAGGACGAUGAAGAUCCAGAGUGGGUGGCGACCGAACGUCAGCAGUUCUCCGAGUUCAGAGACAAAAACAAAGACGGAAAAAUGGACAAAGAAGAAACUCUGGACUGGAUCUUCCCAUCGGACUACGACCAUACCGAGGCCGAGGCCAAACACCUGCUGCACGAGUCGGACGCCAACCAGGAUGGAAAACUCACCAAAGAUGAAAUCCUCAACAACUACGACAUAUUUGUUGGGAGUCAGGUGACGGACUUCGGGGAGGCGUUACUACGACACGACGAGUUUUAGAGACGUAGCAGAUUUUUAAAUAUUUACUCCUGUUUUUGAAGAAUAAUUUAUUUUAUACAGAAGCUUUUCACAACUGUGUGUGUUCACGUUUGGACUUUAAAAACUGCUUUGACAGGUCACUUUGAUCUUUUUUAAGUAUUUUACACAUUUUAUUUACAUUUCUUCGGACCAUAUAUUUUGUCCUUGUCGGGUUGUUUCUGCUCUUCACUGUGGUUGAUGUUAGAGUUUUCACUUUUCUGCUGCUGUGAUCAGUUUCCAGUUUUUGUAAAUCUUCUGUUUGUGUUCAUCGCUGACUGAUUUCUGAUCAGCACUCUCAGUCCAGUACCAACAGUUAAAGAUAGUCCAGAUCUUUAAUGAAACUCUUCUCCACCAACAUGGAUCAGGUUCUGUUCUGGUUCCUUCACCUCACAUUAAACUGUUUGAUCAAACGUUAAUUUGAUCAGAACCUAAAGUUGGUUUCUACCUGUAAAAUCACCAUUUUUUUCUUGACCUGAAGUGAAAAGUGUGACAUCAUCAGUGGGUGUGUCCUGUUCUACAUGUUAGAAAGAGAGGGCAGAGUCUUGGAGUUUUUUAAUCGUUGAUUCCUGCUGGUUUUGGGGUUUUUGGGGAUAAAAACAAACAUCGUUAGUGACAGAACAAAAGUUAGAGGGUGUGAUUGGUGGUUUUACUUCGACUGUCGACUCGUGUUGUUUGUUCAACGCCUCGGUCGAUGACACGUCUUUGAUUUUAUGGUUCUGCUCCAAACUGGUGGAAACGUGGGCUGGUUCACCUCAUAGCACCAAGGGUCCAAAGAAUCCUGAACUGAACCAGAACCAGUUUAAGAACCAGAAGUAUAUCAGAUCAGAUCAGGUGGUAAAGUGUGAGAAUAAAGUCAAAGGAUGUGUAAAUGUCUUCAGAAUAUUCGCCAUCAUCAGUUUUUGUUCUCUCAAACUUUUACAGCCUGUUUGUCAAUAAACAUCCAAAGUGUGAA